Molecule: messenger RNA, 1884 nt
Organism: Drosophila bipectinata
Lineage: Eukaryota; Metazoa; Arthropoda; Insecta; Diptera; Drosophilidae
Product: chondroitin proteoglycan-2
Cellular component (GO): extracellular region
Molecular function (GO): chitin binding
Source: RefSeq, a predicted model, not a curated record
AUAUUCAUGGUAUAUGCCCUGUGGACGGCAAGGACACAAAGCUUAGAUGGCGCCAAAUCCGGUGAAGAUAUUAAAGUUACACCCACAACUGCACCCGAUGAAGAUAUUGAAAUUAGUGCCCCAACUACAUCCGAUGAAGAAGACGGCGAUAAUAAUCCCCUGAUCGUGGGGAACCUUAGUCUAUGUCAGAAUGUGGUCGACAAUGUGUUCCUGCCUUUUGUGGGUGAUUGCAACAAGUACUAUCUGUGCCGAUCCGGCAAAGCCAUUGAGCUCAGGUGCGAGUGGCCCUAUCAGUUCGAUGCCGCCACUCAGAGCUGUGUGAAUCCUGGCAAGGCGAAUUGUUUACCCACCUGUGAGGCUUUUAAGUUCAGUACUUUUGGCUACCAGCGCACUUGCACCAAGUAUGUGCUCUGCUACUACGGCCAUCCUGUGCUGAGGGAGUGCCAGGACGAUCUGCAGUACAACUCUAAGACAGACCGCUGCGACUUCCCUCAGAACGUAGACUGCGUCGAGUCGGAGUGCUCCAUAUACUUCAAUGCCUACCAUCUGCGCUACGUGCCCAGCAAAAGUUCCUGCGAAAAGUACUUCCUUUGCGGCAACGGAAUUCCCACGGAACAGACGUGUGCCACAGGGCUACAUUUUAGCACUAAGUGCAAUUGCUGCGACAUUCCUUUGAACUCCAACUGCCAGAUAUCCCCUCAACGAAGACUAACCUAUCAUCGGAUUUCCCCUAAGCCGUCUGAAGUGAUCUGUCCCUCCGAAGGUGUCCACUUUUAUGCCCACGAGACACGUCCGGACGCCUACCACUACUGUGCAAUGGGCCACGGCCUGAUUCUGGAGUGCUCACAGGGAUUAUGGUUUGAUCCUGCGGUAAAGGAGUGCCGUGAACCUAAAAACGCUAUGGCCAAACAGUUGAUGGCACGCUGCGCACUAUCAAGGAUGAAUUGGCGAAAUACCUUGUUUUUUCUUCUGACACUACUAACGAUGCGUCGUGCUAGGAGCGAGGAUGACCUGGUGGUGGCUCCUGCACCCGACGAUGAUCGUGAUGCCGAAAUCUCCGAAGAUCAGUACGACAUGUAUAAUAAUACUCAGAUCAAUGUUUGCCGCAACAUCGCUGAUGGUGUUUAUCUUCCCUAUGUCGGGGACUGUGCGAAGUAUAUUGAGUGCCAGAACGGCACCAUACACGAAAUCGGUAGUUGUCAGGAAAUCGAGGAGAAGUCACCGUACCUUUGCCAGGAUCCGGAGCUACCGUGCGAAUUGGGCUUCGAUCCUGUGUUCCAGGUGUGCACCUGGAGGAGCAUGGUCCAGUGCUUACCCACAUGCGAGCCAUUCGCGAUGAGCAGCUUCUGCUACGAUAACACCUGUUCCAAAUACGUCCUCUGUUACUACGGCCGUCCAGUGCUCCGGGAGUGCCACGACAACCUCCAGUACAAUAACGCCACCGAUCGUUGCGACUUUCCACAGUACGUGGACUGCGUGGCCAACGACUGCUCAGCCACCGACCAGCCGGAGAAUAUAAUUUAUCUAGCCAGCAAGGCCUCCUGCUCCAAGUAUUUCGUCUGCUCCAACGGCCGCCCCUGGGAACAGGAGUGCGCUCCCGGCUUGGCCUACAAUCCUGAUUGCGAGUGCUGCGACUUCGAAGAGCAUGUGAAUUGCACGAUCGAAGCGAAGGUCAGGAACAUUAAGCCUUACUCCCGCUCACCGUUGCGACGUGCGGACAUCACUUGCCCAAAAGAAGGAGUCUUUUUCUACCAGCAUAAAUCGCGUAAGGACGCCUACUACUACUGCGUUGAUGGUCGUGGUGUUACUUUGGACUGUACGCCAGGACUGUACUACGAUCCCAAGGUGCAGGAUUGUCGCGAGCUCCAAAACAUUGGCCACUAA